Molecule: messenger RNA, 712 nt
Organism: Coffea arabica (coffee)
Lineage: Eukaryota; Viridiplantae; Streptophyta; Magnoliopsida; Gentianales; Rubiaceae
Source: RefSeq, a predicted model, not a curated record
UUUAGUAAAGAAUUCGAUAAAAGAAAGAAGAAAAUAAGGGCUAGAUUUUCCAUUCAAUUCAACCAACAGGAAGAAAUGGAUGUGCAAUUUGAAAAUUUCCCAAAAUGGCUCGACUCCUUCUUGCAAAGGACCUUUUUUGGAUCUUGCUUGAACCAUGAGCUGCAAAAGAAUGAAUUGAAUAGGUACUGCAUCACUUGUGAUCUAGAUGCUUGCAGGUAUUGUAUCUCAUCUGGUCUACAUAACGAACACACGCUACUCAAAAUACAUCGGCAUGUCUACAAAGAUGUUGUCCCCUUGGAUGAGAUGGAGACUCAUAUGGAUUGCACCAAGAUCCAGCCAUACAAAUGCAACAAAAAAUGGGUUGUUGCUUUGAAUCCUCUUCCGCACUGUGGUUCAGGUGCACAAAUUGAGGGAGAUGUAUCAUGUGAUGUGUGUAAGAGAAGAUUGAAUGACCCUGAUCAGUAUCGCUAUUGUUGUAUUGCCUGUAAGGUGGAAGCAUUUUCAAGGAAGAGAAAAGAGAUGGAGGGUUCAUCACUAGAGUGUACAAUUGUUGAAAGGCCAAAGCGCAGAAGAAAGGGAGUCCCUCAAAGAGCUCAUUUUUAUUAGGUCUGGACUGCAUGUACCAUCUACUGAUUCAUGCUUUAGACAUAAUAUCUACCAAUCCAAUUCAACAUUACUGUUGCCUUGUGAGCUUCAAUUUUCACCAGCAUAA